CUCCUCAGCUGCCCAGCAGAGCAGGCAGUGAGUGGGGAGGGGAGGGAACAUGGAGCGGGGGCAGGUGGUGGGGGCAGGGCCAGGGCCUGGGGCCCGAACCCGGGCACUGCUGGGCUGCCUGGUCAAGGUGCUGCUGUGGGUGGCCUCUGCCUUGCUGUACUUUGGAAGUGAACAGGCCGCCCGCCUCCUGGGCAGCCCCUGCUUACGACGCCUCUACCAUGCCUGGUUGGCAGCAGUAGUGAUCUUUGGGCCACUUUUGCAGUUCCAUGUCAACUCCCGGACUAUCUUCGCCAGCCACGGCAACUUCUUUAACAUAAAAUUUGUGAAUUCAGCGUGGGGCUGGACAUGCACUUUUCUGGGGGGCUUUGUGCUGCUGGUGGUGUUCCUGGCUACUCGGCGUGUAGCAGUGACUGCCAGGCACCUGAGCCGACUAGUGGUGGGGGCCGCUGUGUGGCGGGGUGCCGGCCGAGCCUUCCUGCUCAUCGAGGACCUGACUGGUUCCUGCUUUGAGCCUCUGCCCCAAGGCCUGCUGCUCCAUGAGCUACCAGACCGCCGCAGCUGCCUGGCAGCUGGCCACCAGUGGAGGGGGUACACAGUUUCCUCCCACACCUUCCUGCUCACCUUCUGCUGCCUGCUCAUGGCUGAAGAGGCAGCGGUGUUUGCCAAGUACCUGGCCCAUGGGCUGCCUGCUGGUGCCCCCCUGCGCCUUGUCUUCCUGCUCAACGUGCUGCUGCUGGGCCUCUGGAACUUCUUGCUGCUCUGUACCGUCAUCUAUUUCCACCAAUACACUCACAAGGUGGUGGGCGCUGCAGUAGGCACCUUUGCCUGGUACCUCACCUAUGGCAGCUGGUAUCAUCAGCCCUGGUCUCCAGGGAGCCCAGGCCAUGGGCUCUUCCCCCGUGCCCACUCCAGCCGCAAGCACAACUGAAAAGAAAUAAAGGCACAUCGGG
Molecule: messenger RNA, 950 nt
Organism: Fukomys damarensis (Damara mole-rat)
Lineage: Eukaryota; Metazoa; Chordata; Mammalia; Rodentia; Bathyergidae
Gene: Fitm1
Product: fat storage inducing transmembrane protein 1
Exons: 2
Coding region: 50-928 (292 amino acids)
Biological process (GO): lipid droplet organization; lipid storage; phospholipid biosynthetic process
Cellular component (GO): endoplasmic reticulum membrane
Source: RefSeq, a predicted model, not a curated record